Trichogramma pretiosum is the source of this 2333-nucleotide messenger RNA. Its product is annotated as inversin-A-like. The record is from RefSeq and is a predicted model, not a curated record. The coding region runs from base 145 to 2070 and encodes 641 amino acids. Gene Ontology annotation, molecular function: protein binding. The transcript has a single exon. Lineage: Eukaryota; Metazoa; Arthropoda; Insecta; Hymenoptera; Trichogrammatidae.
UCUCGGCGCUCGGCUCCUGUACAUACACUCGUCUCGACCGUAGUCCAACGAUCGACGUGCCGUUGAAAACACGGGCACGAUUAUACUCUCGCUCGCAACGAGUAUAAUUAAUAUAAGUUUGAAAAUCCUCGCGCGCUCCCCACGAUGGUCGUCAAUCGCCGCGUCUCCAACGUACGCGGAUCCAGCAGCGGCCCCCCCGUCGACAAAGUCGUCGACCUGCGCAACUUGCGCUUCGUCCGGAAGUACGUCGACUUCGCGAGCAAACAGGACCGACGAAAACUGCUCCGCGAGCUGUAUCGCGUGGCCAGAACCUGGGACUCGGACGCCGCGUUACCGAAUCUGCGCGAGUACUUUCGGCCCGAGGAGAUGGAGCUGCUGCUCGUGGACUCGUGCGAUUACCACGGCGAGCAGCCGGGCCGAAUCAACGGCAGGGAUCAAUUCUUGAGGUUCGUGAUCGCGAGCGGCUACAGGGACGAGCAGCCGGCCACGACGAUGAAAUCGCCGCUGCUGCGCACCACCGCCGUGCACGUGGCGGCUCGACGCGGCAUGGCCCACUACUGCGCCGAUCUCUUCGGCAUCUACGACAGGUGCGAUCUGAAUUACCGGGACGAGCGCGGCCUGACGCACUUUCACGCGGCCUGCAUGGCGGGCGCCGACAAGAUCGUCGCCGAGUUCCUGGACCUCGGCGAGGAUCCGAACCAGGCGUGGCCGAGGACGGGCGACGCGCCGCUGCACCUGGCCCUGGCCAAUCGUCAGUGGGAGGUGGCCCGGCUGCUGCUCGCGAGGGGCGCCGAGCCCGCCAAGACCAAUCGGGCCGGCUCGACGCCGCUGCACGUACUGGUCAACGAGUCGCUGCACACGGACGAGAUUGCCGAGCUGCUGCUGGCCACGGGCGAGAGAUCGGGCAAGCCCGUGCCGAUCGACGCCAAGGACAAGCUCGGCAGGACCCCGCUGCAGCUGGCCCUGUUUCACGGCGCCAAGGGCACGAUGGAGCUGCUGCUCAGGCGGGGCGCAGAUCCGAAUCUGGUGCGGCUCGAUGGAGCGAGCCCGCUGCACGUCGUGUGCGCGAGGAGCUUCGACGACCUGGCCGAGUCGUUCUUCGGCGUCUGCGACGAGCUCGGCCGGGGCGUCGAGGUGAUGGCGCAGGACCGACUGGGCAGGACGCCGCUGCACUGGGCGCUGGCGCGCGGCCUGAGGAAGACCUGCCGCGCGCUGAUGAGCCGGGGCGCCGAUACGAGCAGGCGCGACGAGAACGGCUCCAGUCCGCUGCACGUGAUCUGCAAGAGAGACCAGGACGACGAGCUGGUGGAUCUAUUCUUCGAGCUCUGCGACGAGAGAAAGGAGCGGCUGGACAUCGACGCCUUGGACAAGUUUGGCCGGACGCCUCUCCAGUGGGCCGUAGCGAGUCUCCUGCCGCACGUCGUCUACGUGCUCCUGAAACGCGGCGCCGAUCUGUCCAAAUUCCGUUUCCCCAGCGAGCAGCACUUCGACGAGCGCGUCGACUCCUACAGAAGCCCGAAAGGCAGCCAAUUCGAGAUGCGAGUGAUAUCCGGCGUGUUCGGGGUCGUGCAGCGUCUGAAGAAUCGCGACUACGCGCUUAGACCCGACGACUCGAUGACGAUCAUGAGGCUGCUGGCCAAGCGCGGAAUGUUGGCAAGAAGCAGCGGUACGCCGAGCUUCGAGGAAGUUUAUCGCGGCGAUCAGGAGCUGGCCACGCACACGAGACGCAUCAAGGUGCGGCUGAAUCUCACGCUGCACGACCUGCUGAGGCUGCCGCUGCACGAGGCCGCGAGGAUAUUCACGUACACGGAUUUCUGGACCAAGCGACGACUGACCAGUCGUGCUUUGAGCCAGGAGGAGGCGGGUCGCGAGCUGAUCGAGGCGAGGAUGGCAGCGAUGCUCGUGCGAAAAUUCGUCCUGCCGCUGGCAGCGGAGGCCGUCUGCGAGACGCUGGGCUACGCGCUGCCGCUCGAGUGCUGCGAAAAAGUCUGCGAGAGCCUGAGCACACAGGAUAUGUGGAACGCGUGCUUGGCCACCGAUCAGGCCAAGGAUGCAAGGCACGGCACGUAAAUAAAUAAAUAAUUAGUCGUUAACGAGUAUCCCUUGAAAGAAAAAACAUAUUUCGUAUGCGUACGAAUUUUCAAUUGUAAACUCAAAGUUUGAGAUUUCGAUACAUACUUUGGAUGAGUAUGUACAUCGUAGCGAUGAAAUAAUUUUACAAAAAUGAGAGACUUUUUGUGUCUAAUGUAAUUGUGUAGAUUUUUUACGCGUCAUCUGAAAUUUGUAAAUAAAUAAAAAAAAUGAAUCGUACUCACGAUAAAUUGAUAACUGAA